This is a messenger RNA of Cyphellophora attinorum, 798 nucleotides long. Its product is annotated as NADH-ubiquinone oxido 78 kDa subunit, mitochondrial. Lineage: Eukaryota; Fungi; Ascomycota; Eurotiomycetes; Chaetothyriales; Cyphellophoraceae. The transcript is spliced from 2 exons. The coding region runs from base 1 to 798 and encodes 265 amino acids. Gene Ontology annotation, molecular function: oxidoreductase activity, acting on NAD(P)H; iron-sulfur cluster binding. The record is from RefSeq and is a predicted model, not a curated record.
AUGAUUAUCGUCGGCUCCGGCGUCAUCGAGCACGCCGAUGCCAAAGCCAUCUACGAGUCCGUCGGUGCCUUUGUCGACAAGAACGCCUCCGUCUUCAAUACCCCCGAGUGGCAAGGCUACAACGUCCUCCAACGCGCCGCGUCACGCGCCGGCGCAUAUGAAGUCGGCUUCACCGUCCCCUCACAAAAGGUCGCCAACACAACGCCCAAGAUCGUCUGGCUGCUCGGCGCCGACGAGAUCUCCGAAGCAGACAUCCCCUCCGACGCCUUUGUGGUCUACCAAGGGCACCACGGCGACCGUGGCGCACAACUCGCUGACGUCGUCCUUCCGGGCUGCGCAUACACCGAGAAGUCCGCAACGUACGUCAACACCGAGGGCCGCGCACAACUCACCCGCAACGCCGUCUCCAUCCCCGGCGCUGGCCGCACAGACUGGAAGAUCAUUCGCGCCGUGUCCGAAUACCUGGGUGCGCCGCUACCGUAUGAUGAUGUAGAGCAGUUGCGGGAUCGGAUGGAGGAGAUUUCGCCUGCGCUGAGAAGAUACGAUACGCUUGAGCCGAGUGCGUUGGGUAGUCUGUCGAAGGUGCAGUUGGUGGAUCAGAAUAAGGGCAGCAAGGCCAGCGGGGAGAAGUUGGGACUGCCGAUUAAGAAUUUCUAUUUUACGGAUGUUAUUAGCAGGAGUUCACCGACGAUGGCACGCUGCUCAGCAGCCAAAGAGACGGGGAACCCGAACACGAACUUCAUGGCGCCGGGUGAGAUAGGAGAGCAGCCGGGGCAGGUCAGCUAUGGGACGGCUUAG